AUGUCAGACAAAAUACAGAUCACUGAAGUUACCCAACUUGAUGCACAUAUUGUGCCCUGUCAGAUUCAUUAUACUGGUGAUGCUAACACCAGUGACUAUUUCACUCCCUCAAAAGUACAACAAGACAAUCAGCAUAUAAGUUACUUCAGAGGAUGUAAAUUCAUGGGUACGAAAAUAGACAUAUCGAAAUAUGAUGGAUAUCUCAUCAACAAAUCAGAAAGUUUGGCUGCUAGUGAUGAUGGAGAUUAUAAGGUGGUCAACACUUAUAAUACAAUUGGAAAGUUCAACGAUUUGAUAGUCUAUGGUCAUGACAGAUUACCUUCACUGACCAGUAAAUAUGUAUUGAUGAAAGAAUGGCAAGCUAUUAGUGAAGCCAUUCACCAAGAAUAA
Molecule: messenger RNA, 390 nt
Organism: Yamadazyma jaroonii
Lineage: Eukaryota; Fungi; Ascomycota; Pichiomycetes; Serinales; Debaryomycetaceae
Source: the annotation of a GenBank genome assembly